AUGAAAAAUUUUGCUUGCCGCUAUCCGCUCCAUUUUCGGCGGGAAAAUGUGGAGGCCUUAGGUGUCGCUGGUAUUUUUUCGUGAACCUGUUGUUGCAUACUGCAGAAUAUGCGACGGGUUUCUAGCUUUCUGAUUGGCUUUAUUCUUUAUGACAUGGAAUAAAUGCAAUGUGGGCCUUCUGCUGUGCCAUAUCCCUGGGCGCAAUAAAUAAAGUUUAGAUCAGUGAUUGCCUUCUUGUGCGGGUGCUAAUCACUAGCUAAUACCUUUGAAAAGUCACUAUACUCAAUGUUGACAUUCAUCACAGCUUUUAGUUUUAGGGAAAGUUUUCUCACGAUCCGUCUAUUCUGAUCACGUCAUUUUUAAUCGCGCCUUGGUGGUCGAUAUUUGUUCAGAUUUAGAAGACUCCGUUAUUGUGGGAAACAGCGGAAAUUACCUGAGGAUUUUAAGAAGCUGGCUUUCCCCUGUGGCACGAAGCGUGAAUUCUGCCUGGAAGCGUUGUUGGCGUGCAUCCGUGGAUGGCUGGGCUUCAAGUACAUUUCACUCACGAUGUGAUGGCAAGGGACCAACUGUAACAAUAGUAAGGGUCGGAAGGUAUAUUUUUGGAGGAUACACUAGUAUUUCAUGGGGUAUGUUGACAUAAUGAACUGAAAUAAUUUUACUACGGUGACUAGCUUUGUUGUAAGGCCGAAAACAAAGUUAUGUAAUUGAACAUUACGAAAAUAACGUAGCCAUUGGAUACACUGAUAAAAAGUUUCCGUUUUAUGGAUCUUGUUCUAGCCGUGCUCCACCCCUAAACCUCCCAUCCCAUCCCCAUUCUCUGAAUUUGAGACCAAUCCUUAUCAUUGGUUAGUUUCGUUGUGAACUACUUAUCCUGCCGUAAACUGUUUUAAAAGCCUGAUAUCAAAGUCUGUCAAUAAGAACUUUUCUUUAUAUAAAUGGAAGCGGCCUCAGGUGAAGUUCAUAAAUUCGUUUAUAUAAGGAAGGAAAUAUAUUAAUGAACUUUAAUUUCGCUUCACGAUGCAUAUGAUCGAAGGAUUUACAAGUGAGUAUCAGGAUAGCGUCGCUAGUGACAGCUGUUUUAAAUUUCUUUUCUCUCUGACAGAUUCCAGCGGCAAUAAGUAUCAGUACGACUCCAAAGCCUUUCUGUUUUCACUGGUGAACAAGCCAGGAUGGGCACCUGUUAAACUGCCUCAAACAGGAAGAUAUAGUUCUAACAGAGCAUAUUCCGUACGUUUUCGUUCAUCGUAUGGGCCCACAUUCGGUGGAGGACAUGACAUUCACAUUUCCAACUCGGCGUCGUCCAAUAGCCAUUCAUACAGCAACCUUGGCCAUACUUACAGCGCACCGAGCGGGUACAGCACCUUCGCCCAAACAUUCCUGGCAGGAACUCACAACUUCACUCCAGACGAAGUGGAAACCUUUUACGAGUCAAACUAAAAGAAAUAAUUAACCAUAGGCCACAUCGAUUUUGAUGUUAAUUCCGAUAGUCUGCAAUGUAAUCACGUCGUUAAAAAGAAUUUACUUAAAACUAGUCCUGUAUCAGUACGCGUAAGAAACGACAAACGAUAAAAAAAAAUAAGACCUACAAACAAAGCAAAAGCCUUUUUCUAUAGUGAAACCUAAAGUAAAUAUACCAAAAACCGGUUUAUCCAAAAAGAGCACGACCUAUCCGUAUAUGGACUAAACGUCUUUUCAUUGUUUGACCAUUAAACACUCGCGACAUGUUCGCCUACGGGUGGACCUAUUUUUGAUUUCGUUCUUGAUUUUUUUAAACAAAAGACAAAAGCUUACAAAAGAAAUAAAAAAUUCAAUAAUACAUUAAAAAAUAUAUAUUUGAUAAAAAGCAAAAACUUCAAAACAAAUAUGAGAAGGUUGAAAUUGAAAACUAAGAGACGAAAAGAAAAAUUGAACCCUCGACUUCGUCUUUUAGUUUUGUAUAUCUGUCUCGAAUUCUGCUCACCUCUUUCGUGUUUAUAUCAGGCUAUGCAAACACGGAAAAAGUCUUCUAUUACUUGAAUAUUUAGUGUAAUCGAACUAGAGCCAAUCACGAUUACAAGCUCUAUGUAAAAGUUGCCAUCCUAAACUGCGACAAAUAUUCUUUCUUUGUACGGAUCAUUAAUGCAAGGAAUAACUUGUCAAAAGAUGUUGUACACACAGGAUCGCUGACUUUAAGUUUUGUAACAGAUUAAGGAUUUAUAUAAAUAUUGAUUAAUACGAUUGUAAAUAGUUUCAAUUAUGAUGUGCAAAUGAUGUUUUUUAGUUUUUAGGUUUUAGAUUCUUCUCCCCGCAAAUUUAUAAUGUUUUAGAUUCUAGAUUUUACCUUUUCAUCUUUUAUUUUGUCUAGAUAUCCACUUUCGAGAAGAUAUUUUGUAACUUUAGCUUUUAUCUCUUGAAUAAAGUAUUGUAUUGUAUUAUAAUAUCAUUGGCUGUAAUUCUAAGGCCCCGUCCACUAAUAGGUUUUCGUUUGAAAACGCAUACAUUUCGAUGCGUCAUGCCUUCCGUCCACACUACCGCGCUGAGCGUUUUCAUCGAAAACGCAUCGAUUUGAAAAUACUCUUGAAAGUGGAUCAAAACGAAAACGCAUUCACACCGUAUUUGAGUGGAAGGUCGAAAACAGUAAAAUCGUAUCGAAAUGAAAUCGACGACCGAAAUAUCGCAGCUGCUUUUGUUGGUAGCACGCGCAUACUAGAGUUCAUGACCCACUUACGUCACGAACAUUUCUACGGUUUUGAAACGUUUGCGUGUGUACAGUCGGAAACGCAUCGAAAUGCCGGUAGUAGUAUGCACGCGAAUCGAUCGAUAUAUUAGUGUGGACAGGGUCCAAAUAGGGAACGGUAACGCGAACGUCAAAAAGGUAUUAAGCCGUUAGUAAAACAACAACUAUGCACGCGAAUCACGCUUUUUUUGUACAUUUUUAUGCCGUCACAUGCAGCACCACUACGACGUGCCGUAACUGCCUCAUUUCACGUCUUGUGGAGAGCAUGAACGUAACAUAGAAACAGUCCUUUAGAAUUCAACUCCAGAAAAAAUUCACCUACAUUUGACAAAUUGAACCGCAUGGAAUAAGAGCAAUGAACUUGGAAAGAGCGCCAAUUCACUUUUCAAGAAAGGUUUUUGCCACUUUCGUCGUCGUGGGUAAAAAUUCUCCGAAUAUGUCGCACACGAAAGGCCACACAGGCAUAAACCUUGGAAAGACUGGAGUGACUUCAUGCAUUGAAUGGUUUCAAUUUUUUAUCAUUGAUAGCGUCACGGUGAAAGCCAGCAAACGGUUUUAGCCAAUUUGCGCCGUUUCGCCGUGAUCUUUGAGAGAAGUGCAUGAACAUGGUAUGCGAUCAAUAUCGAAAAUUAUCUCAUUAAAAAGCAAACUUUUAAAGUUCAAUUGAAGUUCUUCUGUGGAAAAAAUUACUUUGAAGUUUUUUAAUGUUAAUGUACGUAAUUUUUUUUAGUUUACUUAGCCCAUAGUGGAGAGGUAGUCCGGCAGUUGUCUCCCGUUUUGUGAAAGUUAAAUUAAUACUUACAGGAAAGCAAACAGAAAUAAAUUUCCAAGACUGACAACGUAAUUUUAAAUGUGAAUAAUUUUAAACUUUACUUUAUUUGAAAUAUUUUUACUUUUAUUUCCUAAGUCUACUGUGGAAAGGCUACGUAUACAUUAGUCGACUUCAGUUUUGUGGGAAUGGAAUCAAUACAUAGAGAAAGGAAACUGGGAAUGAAAGUUCCAAAAAAUAUAUUCUGAAAUACCAACAAAGUAUAGAUUGUAAAUAAAUCUGUUCAUUCAGGGUGCUACUACCCGAGUAGACGGCUACUCUUGACAACGGUGCAUACCGACUGCAAAGCUGACUAAUUGUAAAGACAAAAUGCGACAUAUUUGUCUUUAAGACAAUUCCUCUACGACAGUGGUGACUGCAGCGAUGUAUUUUGCUUGUUUGUCUUAUCCAUAACUGACUCAAGAGAGAACAAAAACCCUUCUAAUGUGUUUUCCACCGCCUCAGUGCAAUAUUUUCCUGGGUGCGAAACAACAAUAGAGAAACUUUAGGGCGAGAAUGUUGAAGAUUAUCAAGACGAAGGUCGCUAACUCUUGUCUUAAAGGGGCCAAAACAAUAAUGCGAAGUUCAUGAUUGCCAUACCAGGCAACACCGUCGAUAUAAUAGCAGUGUAGGGAGUUGCCCGGAGGAUUUGUCGUUCGAAAUCCUCGAACUUUAUGUUCAAUUUCGCUCCCUAUAAUAGCAAAUAGCUGAGAAACGUCUAAAAGUUCAAGAAUUUCCUCAUUUUAAUUUGCUUGAUGCAUCUGAGUGAACAGCAAUAUUUGUAGUUUUCCUCAAUAUGAAUGUUCCACGCGUACAUGGUCACUAUCACUAGAAAAACACUUUGAUAAACAAACUGACAUGUCACGCCGGAAGGAACCAGGUAUCUGUACUUGUUUUCGUUCCUGAAGCAGCAGAUUAAAAGCCUGAGAGGAUUCGUAUAUAAGAAAAUAAUCCUAUGCAGUUAAGCAAGAAAAAGCAAGAAGCAAGCAAGAAAAACGGCAGAUUCAUAUCUUUUCCCAGUCGAUUGUUAUUACAAACUAAUGCUGGACGAUCACGCUGAAGCAAGUUAAGGGGGGCUUAUGAAAGGGCCUUCAAAGGCUAAGGGCACUAGCUAAUGGCGUGUGUGGUACGGUGCUUGUGCAAGUCGCGACAGUAGCCUAUUGUUCAAUUCAGUUUUAUAUCCCUAUUUUUCAUAUUUGUCUGUGCUAUUCCCCCGAAAAAUGCAUGUUGCAGAUUAACAACCCUGUUCUUCUUUGAAACAAAUAUUUACCUUCGCGUCUUUCCAAGUAGCCUCACUAGUAGAAAACCAGUCUAGUCUCUCGAUGGGCAAAGCUAACGGCGCAGCGCACUAUUAAUGACGUCAGAGUGCUAAUUUGCAAUGUUUUGCCACUUUUGUCAUUUGAAUGAGAAAAGUGAGGAAUUCGCUAGAUGUUUUAAAUUUCAAUUUGGUUGUCUGAGUCUCAGUAUAUAAAUAGUAGCUUUGCGCAGCGCUAUUUUACGUUUGACGACCCAAUGCGUGCCGUAACUUGGGCUGGAAAUUGGCGCGGGCUUUAACAGGAGGGUAAUAAGUAACAUCAGCCCUUGCACAGGGUUUUCGAGCACGGGGUAUUCAAUGAGAAUACAAAAGUGGUUGAAAAGAAAGAAAAAAGUAGGGGUCUUCUCGCCGGUCCGGCCAAUCCAGUUCCUUACCCCACUUGUCGCUGCUUUAUUUGAGUGGCGCACACCACUCCAGAGUUUGCGAGACACGUAUUUCUAGCAUACGGCUAUUUCAAGAAAGGUCGUCGGAAAAAGUACACGCGACAAUCCCGAAAGGUAUUGUGGUGGUUUUGAGUUCACUGUUCUUCAAAGAAAUUGCAAAAAUGGCACGAGAGGCAACAAAAGUAAGUAAGUUUUCCCAUAUUACCUUUUUUCCGACAACCUUUCUCGAAAUAGAAUUAAAUUUUAACCCGGGUUUCUUUUUCUUGUUAUUAAAAGCCCUUUGUCGGAUAGUUUUCUAUAUUUUUUUUUAGAGUAUCCACUCAUCAAAUUGUAGGCAAAGAGAAUUAAACUGAAUUUGCUUUUUAAGUUCUCAUAUUUGAGUUCAAAUUUCGCACUAACCCUGCGUUAUCUUAGCCCAGCUUCGAGCAGCCCGGUCUCCCCUGGACGCCAAAACCCAGUUGAGGUCAUUGUUAAGGUCUUCCACAAACCAUACCCUUUGGAGCGGCAUUUGCCUGCGUGCAGACGUCUCCUAUUUCCUUUGUUGCACAAAGGAAAUAGGAGACGUCUGCACGCAGGCAAGGGCGGCAUAUGCCCAUAAGGCAAUUAUAAGGGACUACACUCUUUCUUUUUUAUAAGAAUAUUGUUUUUCCGGCCCAAGCUGAAUAUUCCUAUUUUUCUGCCGAGUUUAGGCUGAAAAUAUUCUUGUUAAACAGUCAAACCUCUUUAAUACGGACACCAAAGGGACAGAACCAAGUGUCCGCUUCACAGUGGUGUCCGUAUUAUAGAGGUAGGGAAUGUAUGAUUUUUGGAAUUUCUGGAACCAAACGAACUGUCUGUUAUAGAGAGGUGUCCGUAUUAUAGAGGUGUCCGCAAGGAGAGGUUAGACUGUAUGACAUUUCCGUUUUGCCGUUUAGAGAAAGGAAUAAUUUUAUACAGUUAAGGAAAAACAUGUCAUUGUAUUGUAUUUACAGACUUUCAACGCACGAAAUUAUAUUCUUUUCACAAUUUCAGCCUCAGGUUUAUUCUUAAAAUAUUCUUAAAAUUUCGCAAAUUUCAGCCUCGAUAUAAAAUAUAUUCUUAUAAAAAAGAGAAGAGUGUACCCCCCCCCCCACCCUGGGUUCUGCAAUACGAGAAUGUAAGAAUAAAGUAGGUAAAAAACCAGGGUAGCUCCUUUACGCCCGGGGGUACUGCCAUACAUUACCUAUACGGGUAUGUGCCGCCCUAAGGGGUCGUGAUUUUGAAGCUCCUGAUUUAGAACGGGGUAUCCAUUUCAGAGGCGUUUUCUAGAACGGGCUAUAAUAUUUCGAACGCACUAAAGCUCCAGUUUUGUAAGCAGCCAUUUGAAGUAUUCAAGGACAGAUUGCUUUUAAAAAUACGGUUCAAUGCGUUAACAAGCAAACUGUUGCACUCUUGUUGCACUCUAGAACGGAGUAUAAAAAAUUGGCCCAUUUCUAGAACGGGGUAUAAGUUUUAGGGCGAAUUCUACAACGAGGUAUAAAAAAUUGGCCCAUUUCUAGAACGGGGUAUCAAUUUUAGGGGAAUUUUUUUUAGAACGGGGUGCCAAUUUGGAGUCCCGGGCGGCACAUACCCACCCAAAAAAUACCCGAGUGCCCCCCCCGGGCCUUUACGUCAGUUGUCAGAUUAAAUUAAACAUAAAUUUUUGCUGGCAACUUUCCCACAAACGUUCGUAUUUGUGUGGCUAUGAAAGAAAGACGUUGUGGAGCUGAAGAAAUGAAACCCUUAAACACCUCAAGAUCUCAUCGAAUCCUUGAUUUUGUUCCAUCCGUUAGGCCAUCGUUUCUUUCUGUGAUGCUAGUUUUUGUUUGCGGAUGCCUCUGGGUGAAGAAUACGACAAUCAACGAACGACUUGUCGCGCUGGAAUCUCGCAUUCACUGUUUUUCCUGCGUUAAGAGUAUUUCUAUCGAAAAUCUUGACAAGAUGACUCUCUCGCCGGCAAAAGAUACCGCAAAAGAUCUUUACAAGAAUAUGCAGACACAUGUUUCAGAAGGGAUCGCCUCUAACUCAGGUAAAAUCGAUGUUCUAGGUAUAAUUAUCCUCUCUCAUAGAUGUCGUGCUUUGACUGAAAUAAACUCCAGCUACUACGGACUCUCGCUAAAGAGGACACUAACUCGAGGUUCCUAUAGUGUCCGCUGAAAAAGUAGUUGACUGUAAUUCGCCUUUUGAAACAAGAAACGAUUGGCAUUAUCUUUAACCGGGACAUUUCCUCAAUGCACCCUUCCCCCAACCCCUCUGUCCCUGGCAAAAUAUAGCAUCACAGUAUAACGUGACUAAUAUGAUCCAUCUAACCAGAAAUUCCAAAAAUUAUUGUCUUUCGACGCUUUUAAAAUGUGACAGUGUCAAUUUCGGUGUAUAAAAUACUGUUCAGUAACGGAAACUUGCAAAGAAAAUUAAGUUUCAGUUUUAUUUCUGUCGGAUAUUGCAUUUAAAGCCCUUCUAACUAUCCAAGUGAAUAUGUUUCUAUUUGACGGGGCGAUCUACAAAUAGCAUUCCUUUCUUGUAAUCUUGAGGAGAGACUUUUCACACGCAGGGAGAGAAUUCCAUCAAGUUAACGCUUUUCCGAGGGUACCGUUGGAGGGCAUUUUUUUAGCUCCCGCGCAGGCUAUCUACAUCAUCGACUACUAUAUCUAAAUAAUCACUGGGCGUAGAUAUAGGGGCAAUAACUCCGUGCAAUUUUUUUUUCGUUGGGUCUAAUUCGACUUCCAUUUCUGUGCGCCAGAAGACCUGAAAUGACCGGUCCCGGCUCCCCACAAUAAUCGGCCCCAUUGAGGAAGGAGUAGGACACGCAAAGCCUUCUGGGAGAUCCGACCGCUAGUUUGUCUUUUUUUGACAUUACCCAUUUCUUGAUUGGGUGUUGCCCUCACGGGUAGCACAAUAAUAACAAGAGUGCCUGUUGUUUAUGCCUUGUUCUUUUCUUUAAAAAAAAAAAAAAAAACGUUCCGACAAGCGGGUAAAAAACGUCCCCAGCGGCGAGUUAUCGGCGGGGAGCGAGGAAAGACGCGCAGGCUAACAAGUGGCGGGGUAUUCUGAAGUUCAGCCGAUGCCGCUUAAUUAGACCAAAAGAUUCUCCUCUCUUCGUUCAGACAAUCCUCAAGGAGAGGUUUCUUUUUCAAGUUUUCUUUACGGUAAUAUACGAUACUUCUAGUUUGUAAUUACUUCGUGUGAAUUACUUUGCAUUUCUUUUUGGAUUGUUAUUGUGAUCAUAAGGCCUCUUAUCAUUGUCUUAUAUUAAGUAAAAAGCAUUGGAGUUAACAUUUUGAUGCACCAAAAAAUUUAUCGCCGGUCUUAAUUACCCCUUUUCCUUCCCUUUCGGACGCCUACCACGUGGGUUAGGUCUUACAAAAGAUAGUUUACUUUGAAGCUUUUUGGGUUGUCAUUGUGGGACAGGAAUAUUGAGUGAUGGAGACAGCAAUGCGUGAUUAAUCUGUACAAUUUAGUUAAGGAUUGACUGCAAAGGGUAAAGUUUCAAAAGUUAGAGUGCUGUAAGGACCUGUAAGUGGGCCAAAAGUUAAGCGUAAGAACGUCUGCGUAGGCACCUUGUGUAUUGAGUGGAAAAUUAGACUGUGUUAUAGCGAGUAGGAAAUAAGACCACCCCACCCCCCUUUGAUGAUAGGUAAUAGCAAGAGACUAUAAAGGGGACAGAGAGGGCAUCCCCCAUAUACACCCUAUUCCAUAGGUAAUUCGUCUCGAGUUAUUUUUAACACCACAGAUCUCAAGGGGGAUUAGACAACAGCCAAUCACAUAGCGCGAAUGUGUUCCGCGUGUAUGACCCACACUGAGAGCCACGCUUCCUUCACGAAAUGACGCAGAACAAAAUGGGGGAAGACGCGAAGAGCGAUUUUGCUAUUCCUUUUGUCGACGAAAACGACUACAGCGAGAUUUCUGCGAAAGCUGUGUCAGCGAAACCGAAAUUAAAAAAGAAUCGCCCUUCCUCUCUUGUAUAGAGCUAACAGUAGAGCAGGGAAAUCCUUAACACACUGAAUAUUCUCUCAGGAUCAUUUAUAAUUUACAGUUUGAAGAGAGCAAUUUCUGGUUUGAUGUUUAUUUUUUUCAGUCUUUAUAGCGAUUAUUCCUACCCACUUACUUUGUCAAUUGUAGGCGAACCCUCCUAAAGCUGAAUUUCAAGGGAUCAUAUUCAAGCUCAGAAAGAGAAUAGAAUUUCGUCGUUGCUUAUUUGCGUCCUCCAUAAAACGCGAAAUUAGGCAUUUUCACGUCGUAGUCGUGCAAAAACGGGAAAGAAAUGAACAAAAAAGUGUUUUGCACGUGCGAAGUUGUUGUUUUCCUAAUUAAACCUAUUGUUUUUUUGACGUUCUAGUUGUCGUCCGCGUCGUUGGAUCUUAAACUCCCUAAAUUGUACAAACGACCGGUUUCAAUAGACCGGCCAAAGUUCUCAUUUUAUUAAAGCACUGAGGUUACGACUACUUCGAGUUAAACUGAUUUCACGGGUUGUCAAAGAGUCCAGCGAUUCCUUUUUCCCAGGUGAGCGCCGACACAUUUCGCUUCAAUAUUCAGGAAUGCUCUCGAUCUUUUUACGCUUUCAUUGCCUCUCGCCCGACAUGUUUUGCACGGCGUUUGGUCAUGCGAAACCAGACGAAUUACCUAUGGAAUAGGGUGUAUAUGGGGGAUUCCCUCUCUGUCCCCUUUAUAGUCUCUUGGUAAUAGAACACACGAGAUCUAUCUUGUUGUGCAAGUCCGCCAUAUUGGUCUCGUCUUGUAGUUUUGCAGUGGGAAAAUAGCGCCCACCUGUUGCCGGCCAGUAACAAUAGGCACAAUUAAGUUGAAUCAAGAGAGAAUGAGCUACUCUUGCUUGAAUACAGUAAUUUGCUGCCUAAAACAUGUGACAAAACAGGAUUCACAGUAAGAGGGGCAGUAAUAAUACACCAAUUUCCACAAGAACAUUCUGAAUGAAAAAAAAAAGGAAAACUACCACCUACCUGACAUUGAUCAGUAGGUCUUGUUCUAUCAAAAUCCGCUAUCAAACCUUCUCUGACCCGAUCAUUGUACGAAACCCCUCUUUCAGGGUCCAGGCUUCGGGACUAGAAAAGAAGAAAGAGGAUUGUUGACCUCGUUUAGACUACUUUAUUUCUUUUGCUUCAAUUAUCCAUUUGCACAUCUCCCAUAAUACGUACACCUUGUUUGCCCCCUUAAAUUUUGCAUAACCUUUAAUCUCUCUUGGGUAUUACAGUCGUUCCAAGAGAAAUUGAAGACAAUCUUUAUGCAAAAAAUUUUGGGGGGCAAAACGAGGUGUACGUGUUGCACGUUUUACCGGCCCAAGGCAAACUUGUAUUGCAGCAGGUGACGUAACCUCCGUGUAUGGCGUCACUUCCGGGUAAUUUUAUUCAAUCAAACAGAAUUGAACGUGGGUGGUAAAACGUGCAACAUCGCUUUUCAACUCUUGUUGCGGCAUUGUUUCGAAAUAAGUUGAACGUUUUUGUUGCUUGUUUUAUCGUAGCUUAAGACCCGGUGUCUCUUUCUCGUAAACACUUCCAUUUAUGGAAGGGAUCGUGUCAUUUCUCCUCACGCUAUGCUGGUGUCAGUAACUGACCUAAUAACUUGUUUUAAAUUUCGAAGGAACCUUCUAAUACGCACAACCUUGUUAAAUUUUAUUUGUUUAUUAAUCAAAUCAGUUAUUAUAAUUUAUAUAUAACGUUUUUGACUGCAGUUGUAACGUUGUCAAAAAUGGCAUUUACAACCGUCCGACCAAGAAACCGAAGACACGUUUUAAACGACACUUCAGCUAGUAUAACAUUACAAGACGUGAGAAAAGAAAUCACAAAACAUUUUCAACAACUUAUGCCCCUCAAGUACUGUACAUCAAGUGAGAAAGUAUGCCCCGCAGGUCCCCCUGGACUUCCCGGUCGCAGUGGGGCAAAAGGACCACGUGGUAGGAGGGGAACAAAGGGGAAAAGGGGGCCUCAAGGUCCCAUGGGACCACCUGGAAAAUCCGAAAAAACAGGAAUGACGGGUCCUGCAGGGCCGAGAGGAGAAAAGGGAGACAAGGGAGAGUCUGGACUGAAAGGUAUGCCGGGAUUGCCUGGAAUGCCUGGGAAAUCGAUAUCUGCUCCACAAGUAAUGUUGUCGCGGGCAGAACAGACAAGAGAUGAAGGAACAAAUACGGCUUUUUAUUGCACAAUUGGAGGAAAUCCUCCCCCUGCCGUCGAAUGGCGAUUUAAGGGCAGAAAGCUUCUGUCAGGUGCAAAGUAUCUGAUUAAAAAGGGAGAGUUGAUCGUUAAGAAUCUGAACUACAGCGAUGCUGGGCAGUACAAAUGUCAUGCCAGGAACAUUCUUGGAUCGUCUGAGGCCACUUGUGAUUUAUCUGUUCGAGGUAAGCUCAGAGAAUAAUUGAAACUUCAGGAUUUUUCAUACUCAGCUGCUUAGUGAUGAAUAUAUUUAUGUCUAUAAAGGGUGUUGACUGGUUCACACCCUUGUUUGAGAUUUGCUGGUAAUUUUUUCCUUUUUGCUUUCACUUUCUUUUUUCUUUCUUCCUUUUCUUCUGUUUUAAUAUUUGUUUGUUUUGUUUUGUUUUUUAAUUCAUUUUUAUCUCUCUUGCAAUAAUUUGUACAAACAAUAAUAUAGAAGGUUCGUCGUCUAGGUGCCUGCAAUUGUCUUCUAUUCGUUUUUAUACAUAUCACUUUCAAUUUUCAUCUUCUCUGUCAGGUCUUCCUGUCUUAACAAAAGUUCCACCUUCACCCUCCACGCCAAUACAACGCAGCACCUUUCAAGCAGUUUGUCAAGCUGAAGGAUUCCCUCGUCCCGUAAUAAGCUGGAGAAGAGUUGGAAUGCCUUUUCCAGGUGGAAGAACUGAGCUAAACAAUGGUACGCUAACCAUUCAGAACUUGAUUCUUGCUGACAGUGGUUUGUACGACUGCAUCGCGACGAACGCGAUGGGAACAAAGAAGACCAGAAUCAACGUGGUAGUGCAAAGAAAACCCGGUAAGCUCUAUAUAUUCAACACAAAAAGUUCUCGUGUUCUUUUAAUGAACCUUAGAUGUUAAUUUUCAUGUAUGAGCGUAAGUCCUGUUUCGAACAUCGUACUACUGCCGUGCUAAGCUGGCUCGACUAAAACUCGACUGCAUCACAACACUAGCACGACUUGGUUUCAGACGUCGAAUUUAAUUCAGUCGUAUAGAACGACUGCCGAAGAAACGGUAUAGAAAACUUUUAAAUGUAUUCUUAUGUAUUUACAAUUUAUGAAUUGAGUUCGGCACGGCGAUAGCACGACGUUUGAAACCAAGUCGAGCUACUGCCGUGUAGCAUAGCAAAGCUUGCUGUGCUACACGGCAAGACGGCAGUAGCACGACUUGGUUUCAAACGUCGCGCUAGUCUGCCGUGUUAAAGUCGAAUUUAAUUCGAUCAAUUUAGUUCGGCACUGCAGUAGCACGACGUUUGAAACGGGCUCAAGCAGGAUUUUAGUGAACAAAUGAAUAAAAUGAAAACACUGAAAGUAGUCUUUAAGAAGGACGUGUUUCAAAGUAGGUCUGAUUUUUUUUUUGAUGUUACGCUGCUCCCGGAAAUUUUCCGCAGAAACAACCGUGACCAAAAACUUCAUGCUCCAUUUAAUUUCCACCUGGAUUUUUCGGAAACUUUUUGUAAACAAUACCCAAACAAGUUUCAGCUAUAAAAAAUUUUCAACAUGGGCCUGCUGCCAAGCCAUCCCUGGGCGUAAUAAGGCUUAGAUUUUACUACCUUCUUGCGUUUUAAUACCGUUGAAAAGUCAAUAUGCUUAAUGUUCACAUUAUUCACCAGGGCUCAGUUUUAGUCUCAAAGAAAGUUUUUUUCAUGAUACUUCAGUUCUGUUCACGUCAUUAAUGUUAAUGCUGCUCGAUAUUUGUUCAGAUUUCAUAGACUCCGCAAUAGUGGGAAACAGCAGAAAUUACUCGAGGAUUUUAAGAAGCUGGCUUUCCCCUGUGGCACGAAGCGUGAAUUCCGCCUGGAAGCGCUGUUGGCGUGCAACCGUGGACGGCUGGGCUGCAAGUACAUUUCACUCUCGAUGUGAUGGCAAGGGACCAACUGUAACAAUAAUAAGGGUCGGAAGGUAUAUUUUUGGGGGAUACACCAGUGUUUCAUGGGGUAAGUGGACAUUAUGAACAGGGAUAAUUUUACUACGGUUACUAGCUUUGUUAUAAAGCUAAAAACAAAGUUUUACAUUUAGGAGUAUGAAAAUAACGCAGCCUUUGGAUACGCUGAUAAAAAGCGUUGUUUUUAUGGAUCUUGUUCUAGCCUCGCUCCACCUCUUUCCCUCGCAUCCCAUCCCAAUUCUCUCUCCAAGUGCGAUGAUAUAUUUAAAGCAUAAACUGAAUAUUUUCUGACAUGAAAGAGAUGUUUGUAGACUAAAUCAUUUAAGGAUCCGGUCCAGUCGGUGACUCCUUGACAGUCCUUAGACAUGUAACUGAGGGCGCUUCAGUACUGUUUUCAAUUUCUUGCCUGUUUCAUUGUCAAAAUGACCAGUUCCAGUGACCAUUUUUUUGUUGGUGAUCGCCCAUAUUAUGGCACUGACCUCUUUAGGGAGGUAUUAAAAAGUCAAUUUUUAUCCUGUGUAUUUGAGACAGAGAAAGGAUUACAAAUUUAGAUGUAACUUUCAAAUCAAAAGGAGUAUUACGAUGGAAAGAUUAGAAAUAUCUUUAAUUGAGGGAAAGAGGAUUAGGGGCAUUGCGAAAUUACGAGAUUCAAACUAACUUUGGAAGGGUGAAAAAAAAAUAAUUUAAAUGACCACGGAUUAAAAGGCUGAGCUCUAGAAUAAAUGAAAGGAGGGGGGUUCUCAAUCGCAAUCGAGUAGUAGUCGUAAUCGGAGACACAAGCGAUAGGCACCUAUGAUCUCGUAAACAAGAAAAAUCGAAGCUAUUAGGGUGACGGAUUCAGCUGACUCCUCAAUGCACCUAAAAGUUAGAAAAUGUACCUAAAUGUAAAUGCUGUUGUGGCAUUUUCAUCGGUUGUUCGUUUAUUAUUUCUUAAACUUUGAUAACUGUGAUUUUAAAGUUAAGAGUUGCUUUGUUUUGUUUUUACAAAUAAAAAAUGUCAACUACAACUCAAACAAAUUUAUAUGAGGAAAGCAAACUAGUAUUAACAAGCAUUUAUUUCGUGACUGUGUGACUCUGUACAUGGCAGAUGGUUUCGCAAGUGAGUAUCAAGAUGGCGUCGCUAGUGACCGCUGUUUUCCAUUUCUUUUCUUUCUGAUAGAUUCCAGCAAUAAGUAUCAGUACGACUCCAAAGCCUUUCUGUUUUCACUGGUGAACAAGCCAGGAUGGGCACCUGUUAAACUGCCUCAAACAGGAAAAUAUAGUUCUAGAAGAAAAUAUUCCGUAUGUUUUCGUUCAUCGUAUGGACCCACAUUCGGUGGAGGAAAAGAAAUUUACAUUUCCAACUACGCGUCAUCCAAUAGCCAUUCAUACAGCAACCUUGGCCAUACUUAUAGCUCACCGGGCGGGCACAGCUACAGCAGCAUCUUCUCCCAAACAUUCCUGGCAGGAACUCACCACUUCACUCCAGACGAAGUAGAAACCUUUUACGAGUCAAACUAAAAGAAAUAAUUAACAAUGUCUGCACUGUAAUUACAUCGUUAAAAAAAUUUACUUAAAACUUGCCCUGUAUCAGUAUGCGUAAGAAACGAUAAAACGAUAAAAAAAACAAGACCCACAAACAAAGCAAAAGUCUUUUUUUAUAGUGAAACCUAAAGCAAAUAUACCAAAACCGGUUCAUCCAAAAAGAGCAUGAACUAUCCUUACAUGUACUAAACGUCUUUUCACUGUUUGACCAUUAAACACUCGCCACAUGUUCGCCUCUGAGUUCGUUCUUGAUUGAUCAAAAGACAAAAGCUUACAAGAGAAAUCAAGAACUGAAUAAUACAUUAAAAGAUAUAUAUUUGAUAAAAAGCAAAAACUUCAAAACAAACCCUCGACUUCGUCUUAGUAUUGCAUUUCUGUCUCGAAUUGUCCUAAACCCUUUUGUGUUUAUAUCAGGCUAUGCAAACACGGAAAACAUCUUCUAUUGCUUGAAUAUCAUUGGCUGUAAUUCUAAGGCCCCGUCCACUAAUGGGUUUUCGUUUGAAGACGCAAUACAUUUCGAUGCGUUAUUCCUUCCGACCACACUACCGCGCUGAGCGUUUUCAUCGAAAACGCAUCGAUUUGAAAAUACUCUUGAAAGUGGAUGAGAGUAGAAGGUCGAAAACAGUAAAAACGCAUCAAAUGAAAUCGAUUACCGAAAUAUCGCAGGUGCUUUUGUUUGUAGCAUGUGUAUACUAGAGUUCAUGACCAACUUACGCCACAAGCAUUUCUACGGUUUUCGAACGUUUUUGUGUGUACAGUCGAAAACGCAUCGAAAUGCCGGAAGUAGCGUGCAUGCGAAUCGAUCGAUGUAUUAGUGUGGACAGGGCACAAAGUUUUAGAAACCUUUAUUUCAAUAGGGUAACUCGUUCAGUUUUUGUAGAGGCCCUACAUGCAUGAUAAACUAAAUUGAAAAGAAAUAAUAGUGAUAAUUAAUUACGAUUAAAAGUAGCUAUAAAAUAUUAUAUAAAGGACUUAAAAAUUGAAUUACACGAAAAAUCAUAAAAAUCUUAAAAACUAAAUCUGAUGAAAAAUUUCACAACCGUGAUAAAAAGGCCUUUUUCGUACAUUCUAACUUUAUAGACGGGAGUCUAAGUUUACCACUGCUUGUUGUUGUUCUGGGCAGUGCAUCCUUGUUACAAUUAAAAAUAGUGCACAGAAAACUGUGGACAACGGUUGCUUAAGCAUUAAUUAACUAGAUAUGCGUACAUGGCUCUCUCGCCUUUUCUCCAGAGUUACGUAACCUAAGAAAUUUAGCGCUUUUUCGCUGCUCCCCAGACGCAUAACGAUACGUGCUGCGCGCCUCUGCAACUUCUCCAACUUAUCAGCAUUAACACUCCCGCAGCAGCUCCACACAGUAUCGCAGUAAUCAAGAAUAGGUAGAACAAACGACGUAUAAACGGUACCUGCCGUGUACAUAUUUAUGUUUUUCCUAAUUCGGCGUAACAUUGCUCAUCUCUUCCUAACCUUACCGAUCAAGUAUUCAACGUGCGCAUUCCACGUAAGCGACGCACCGAGAAUAACCACAAGAUAGUUAUACUCAGAAGCGCGAUUAAUUAGGGAACGAUUAAUUAAUAGGGAACGGCAACGCGAACGUCAAAAAGCAUUAAGCAUUAGCAAAACAACAACUAUGCACCCGAAUCACGCUUUUUUGUACAUUUUUAUGCCGUCACAUGCAGCACCACUACGACGUGCCGAAACUGCCUAAUUCCACCUCUUGUGAAGAGCAUGAACACCAGACAAAGAUGUUGUAUGUUUUUCGUAACAUAGAAACAGUCCUUUAGAAUCCAACUCCAGAAAACUUCACCUACAUGUUCAUUUGACAAGUUGAACGACUUGGAAUAAGAGCAAUGAACUUGGAAACAGCAUGAAUUCACUUUUCAAGAGACGCUUUUGCCACUUUCGUCGUCAUCCUCUUCCGUUGAGAAGAUGUGGGUAAAAAUUCUCCCAAUAUGUCGCACACGAAAAGCCGCACAUAAAUCUUCCUGCAUUGAAUGAUUUCAAUUUUUUACUAAUCAUCGAUUGCGCCACGGUGAAAGCCAGCAAAAGUUUUAGCCGAUUUGCGGUUUCGCCGUGAUCUUUGAGAGAAGUGCAAGAACAAUAUGGUAUGCGAUCAAUAUCGAAAAUCAUCUUAUCAAAAAGCAAACUUUUAAUGUUCAAUUGAAGUUCGUCUGUGGAAAAAAUUUACUUCAGUGAAGUUUUAAAAAAUUAAUGUACCAAAUCUUUUUUUAGUUUACUUAGCCCAUAGUGGAGAGGCAGUCCGGCAGUUGUCUCCCGUUUUGUGAAAGUUGAAUUAAUGCAUACAGGAAAGCAAACAGGAAUAAAAUUUCCAAGACUGACAAUAUAAUUUUAAAUGUGAAUAAUUUUGAACUUUAUUUUAUCUGAAAUUUUUUUACGUUUAUUUCUUAAGUCUACUGUGGAAAUGCUCCGUAUACAUUAGUCGACUUCAGUUUUUUGAAAAUUGAUUCAAUACACAGCGAAAAGAAACUGGCCACGGGAAUAAAAGUUCCAAAAAAUGUGUAUUCUGAAAUACCAACAAAGUUUUAAGUUGGGGUCCGUUUCAGGGUGCUACCAAAGUAGAGGGCUACUCUAGACGACAGUGCAUACACUGCAAAGCUGACUAAAGACAAAAUGCCUGAGAAAUAUGCCACAUAGUUGUCUUUUAAGACAAUUUCUCCACGACAGUGGAUGUAUUUUUCUCGUUUCUAUUUCUAUUUCUAUUUCUCGUUUGUCUUAUCCAUAACUGACUCAAGAGAGAACAAAAACCCUUCUAAUGUAUUUUCCACCGCCUCAGUGCAAUUUUUUCCUGAGUGCGAAACAACAAUAGAGAAACUUUAGGGCGAGAAUGUUGAAGAUUAUCUAGAAGAAGGUCGCUACAUUCCUAUCUUGAAGGGGCCAAAACAAUAAUGCGAAGUUCAUGAUUGCCAUACCAGGCAACACCGUCGAUAUAAUAGCAGUGUAGGGAGUUGCCGGAGGACUUGUCGUUCGAAAUCCUCGAACUUUAUGUUCAAUUUCGCUCGCUAUAUAAUAGCAAAUAGCUGAGAAACGUUUAAAAGUUCAAGAAUUUCCUCAUUUUAAGUGGCUUGAUGCAUCUGAGUAAACAGCAAUAUUUGUAGUUUUCCUCGAUAUGAAUGAACAUGCUCACAGUCACUAGAAAAACACUUUGAUAAACAAACUGAAAUGUCACGCCGGAAGGAACCAGGUAUCUGUACUUGUUUUCUUUCCUGAAGCCUGAGCAGCUUAAAAGCCUAAGAGGAUUCGUAUAUUUAAGCAAUAGACCACACUUUCUAUGGGUUUACGGGCGUGAUAACCCACUUGGGAUGUUGGGAGAACACUCGAAAAGCUUGUAAAUCACGAGCCGAAGGCGAGUGAUUUACAAGCUUUUAAUUCGAGUGUUCUCCCAACAUCCCAAGUGGGUUAUCACGCCCGUAAACCCAUAGAAAGUGUGGUCUAUUGCUUUUAUAAAAUAACUUUUAGUAGAAUGGAGUCUUUUAGGUAAAAAAUAUGGUUUUAGUACCGUGAUCAAGUCAUUACUUCUCUCUAAAGUCAUCAUAAGCCAAUCAUGACUCACGAUUUAAUAGCGCUGAACUUUCUCAAAACUCAGUUCAGUCAAACAACAAACAGCAGCACUUCAAAACACGAGUUUUUGCACUCAUUACAUGAUAACUUAUGAAAGCUCUUUUACAGGAAAAGUCAACAUUUAUUCAUGCAAACGUACAACGAAAGAAUACGUUCAUGGUUUGUUUACUACACAAGUAGAAAUUAAUUGAACAUCGAUCAGACUGUACGCAGCUGUAUUUUGUUGAGUCGAUCCGUAAGAAUUUCGUGCUUACAGACGGAACUGGCAGCUAUUGUAAUGGAGGACUUCAUUCACAUUUUACAAGCCGCAGUGGUUUAGGAUCUGUACUGGACUUUAUUAUGAUUAACAAAUGCUGCGGUAACGACGUGGCUGCAUUUGCGAAGUUGUUGCAUGUAACUUUAUAUGCACGUACAGCGACCGAUGGACAUUACCCUGCGAGCAGAGGCUACAUUUUCGCGGUAUGAGCUGGCGUACUAUAUGUUGAUCAGAGAUCUCUUUUUGGAACAAUUUCUUUCAUUAUGGAAUUUUAUUUUCACAUAAAAUAAAUCAAGAAUGCUAAAACUAUUCGUUUUGUUGCUGGUUGGCACAUGGUUAAGUUUUCCUGGAGACUUUCUACACCAGAAAUUCACACAGUUGUUGUCUUUCUCUGCCCUUGGCAUCGUCGUGAAAUGUAAACUGCUUUCCAGCUUUGUACUUUGUUACUUCUAAAGCUAUGGCAGUAAUAAAAUGUGGAAACCAACGCUUUUGAUAUUAAGAAGGGCUUGUAGUAACUUGUUCUGUUUCUUAGCCUUUCUAAAUCAUUGUUUGCAGAUCAAUAGACGGUUUUGUUUAUGGCUCGUGGUCCGGAUGCCUUUUUCUAUGGGUUUACCGGUAUAAUAAACCAUAGGUUUUUGACCAAUCAGUUCACGCGUACUAUCUCAGUGCAGUCAAGAGCUACAAUUACAAGCAAGAAAAAUGGCAGAUUCAUAUCUUUUCCCAGUCGAUUGUUGUUACAAACUAAUGUUGGACUAUCACGCUGAAGCAAGGCGGGCUUAUGAAAGGGCCAUCAAAGCCUAAGGGCACUAACUAAUGGCCUGUGUGGUACGGCGCAUGUGCAAGUCGUGACAGUAGCCUAUUGUUCAAUUUUUUUUAUACCGUAUUUAUUCGAUUAACCGCCCUGGGCGCUUAUUAAAUUUUUGGACCUUGAGAGUGGGCGCUUAUUCGAGGCUGGGCGCUUAUUAACUUCUGCCUUUAGGAUGGGCGCUUAUUCGAGGUGGGCGCUAAUUCGGGGUUGGGCGCUUAUUCGAAUAAAUACGGUAUCCCCAUUUUUCAUAUUGGUCUGUGCUAUUCCCCCCAAAAAUGCAUGUUGCAGAUUAACAACCCUGUUCUUCUUUGAAACAAAUAUUUAACUUCGCGUCUUUCCAAGUAGCCUCACUAGAAAACCAGUCUAGUCUCUCGAUGGGCAAAGCUAACGGCGCAGCGCACUAUUAGUGACGUCAGAGAGCUAUUUGCAAUGUUUUGCCACUUUUGUCAUUUGAAUGACAAAAAUGAGGAAUUCGCUAGAUGUUUUAAAAUUUCAAUUUGGUUGUAUGAGUUUCAGUAUAUAAAUAGUAGCUUUGCGCAGCGUUAUUUUACGUUUGACGACCCAAUGCGUGCCGUAACUUGGGCUGGAAAUUGGCGCGGGCUUUAAUAGGAGGGUAAGAAGUAAUAUCAGCCUUUGCACAGGGUUUUCGAGCACGGGGUAUUCAAUCAGAAUACAAAAUUGGUUGAAAAGAAAGAAAAAAGUAGGGGUCUUCUCGCCGGCCCGACCAAUCCAGUUCCUUACUCCACCUGUCGCUGCUUUAUUUGAGUGGCACGCACCACUCCCGGGUUUGCGAGACACGUAUUUCUAGCAUACAGCUAUUUCAAGAAAGGUCGUCGGAAAAAGUACACGCCAUUAUCCCCAAAGGUAUUGUGCUGGUCUUGAGUUCACUGUUCUUCAAAGAAAUUGCAAAAAUGGCACGAGAGGCCAUGGACUUAUGUUUGCGAUUACUACAGGUAAGCUACAAAAGUAAGUUUGACAGCUACGGUGUUAGGAACAGUGUAUUGAUCAUAUCCCAUAUUACCUUUUUUCCGACAACCUUUCUCGAAAUAGAAUUAAAUUUUAACCCGGGUUUCUUUUUCUCGUUAUUAAAAGCCCUUUGUCGGAUAAUUUUCUCUAUUCUUUUUAGAGUAUCCAAGCAUCAAAUUGUAGGCAAAGAGAAUUAAACUGAAUUUGUAUCUUUGAGUUCAAAUUUCGCACUAACCGUGGGUUAUCUUAGCCCAGCUUCGAACAGCCCGGUCUCCCCUGGACGCCACAACCCAGCUGAGGUCAUUGUUAAGGUCUUCCAAAAACCAUACCCUUUGGGGCGGCAUUUGCCUGCGUGCAGACGUCUCCUAUUUCUUUUUUUGCACAAAGAAAAUAAGACACUUCUGCACGCAGGCAAGGGCGGCAUAUACCCCAUAAGGCAAUUAUAAGGGACUACCCCCCUCCACCCUGGGUUCUGCAACCUGAAUUAGUACUUAAAUUUAGACUAACAGCUGUUGCAAUACUGUAAUUCCUUUAUGGUCAUGCCAAUAAAGCUUUUGGUGUUGUUGUUGUUGCAAUACGAGAAUGUAAGAAUAAAGUAGGUCAAAAACCAGGGUAGCUCCUUUACGUCAGUUGUCAGAUUAAACAUAAAUUUUUGCUGGCAACUUUCCCACAAACGUUCGUCUUUGUGUGGCUAUGAAAGAAAGAGGUUGUGGAGCUGAAGAAAUGAGACCCUUAAACACCUCAAGAUCUCAUCGUCUCCUUGAUUUUGUUCCAUCCGUUAGGCCAUCGUUUCUUUCUGUGAUGCUAGUUUUUGUUUGCGGAUGCCUCUGGGUGAAGAAUACGACAAUCAACGAACGACUUGUCGCGCUGGAAUCUCGCAUUCACUGUUUUUCCUGCGUUAAGAGUAUUUCUAUCGAAAAUCUUGACAAGAUGACUCUCUCGCCGGCAAAAGAUACCGCAAAAGAUCUUUACAAGAAUAUGCAGACACAUGUUUCAGAAGGGAUCGCCUCUAAUUCAGGUAUAAAGAUGCUUUAGGGACAAUUAUCCUCUCUCAUAGAUGUCGUGCUUUGACUGAAAUGAACUCCAGCUAUUACGGACUCUCGCUAAAGAGGACACUAACUCGAGGUUCCUAUAGUGUCCGCUGUAAAGGUAGUUGACUGUAAUUCGCCUUUUGAAACAAGAAACGACUGGCAUUAUCUUUAACCGGGACAUUUCCUCAAUGCACCCCUCCCCCAACCCCUCUGUCCCUGGCAAAAUAUAGCAUGACAGUACAACGUGACUGAUAUGAUCCAUCUAACCAGAAAUUCCAAAAAUUAUUGUCUUUCGACGCUCAUAAAAUGUGACAGGGUCAAUUUUGACAAUUUUGGUGUUUAAAAUACUGUUCAAUAACAGAAACUUGCAAAGAAAAUUAAGUUUCAGUUUUAUUUGUGUCGGAUAUUGCAUUUAAAGCCCUUCUAACUAUCCAAGUGAAUAUGUAUCUAUUUGACGAAGCGAUCUACAAAUAGCAUUCCUUUCUUGUAAUCUUGUAAGGAGAGACUUUUCACACGAAGGGACAGAAUUCCAUCAAGUUGAAGCUUUUCCGAGGGGACCGUGGGAGGGCAUUUUUUCUUUUAAGCUCCCGCACAGGCUAACAACAUCAUCGACUACUGUAUCUAGAUAAUCAUUGGGCGUAGAUGUAGGGGCAAUAACUCCACGCAAUUAUUUUUGUUCGCUCCAAUUCGACUUCCAUUUUUUUCGCCAGACGACCUUAAAUGACCGGUUCCCUCCCCCCAAAUAUCGGCCCCAUCGAGGAGGGAGUAGGACGCGCAAAGCCUUCUGGAAAAUCCAUUCACCAUUUUCUCUUUUUUUGACCCAGUUUCGACCCAUUUCUUGAUUGGGCGUCGCCCACACGGGCAGCACAAUUAAUAACAACAAGAGUGCCUAUUGUUUAUGCCUUGUUCUUUUUUCUUUUCUUUCUUUCUCUUUUUAUAAAAAAAGUAUUCCGACAAGCAGGUAAAAAUGUCCCUAGCGGCGAGAGCGGCGAGGAACGAGGAAAGACACGCAGGCUAACAAGUGACCGGGUAUUCUAAACUUGCUUAGCCGCUUAGACCAAUAGUUUCUCCUCUCUUCGUUCAGACAAUCUUCAAGGAAAGGUUUCUUUUUCAAGUUUUCUUCAUGGUGGUAUACCGUGAAGAAAUGAAUUACUUCGCAUUUCUUUUUGGAUUGUUGUGAUCGUAAGGCCCCUUAUCACUGUCUAGCAUUGGAGUGAAUUUUUUGGUGUACCAAAAAAUUUCUCGCGCGUUCGUAAUGCUUUCUCGCAGGUCUUAAUUACCCAUUUUCCUUCCCUUUCAAAAGCCUACCGCGGGUUAGGUCUAACAGAAAAUAAUUUACUUUGAAGCUUUUUGGGUUGUUAUUGUGAGACAGGAGUGAAUGAUUGACUGCAAAGGAUAAAGCUUCAAACGUUAGUGUGCUGUAAGGACCUGAAGUGGGCCAAAACUUAGCCUAAGAACGUCUACGUGGGAGGCUUGUGUAUUGAGUGGAAAAUGAGACUGUGUAAUGGCGAGUAGGAAAUAAGACCACCCCACCCCGCUAAAGAUAAAAUUGUAAGUUACCGUAUUUAUUCGAAUAAGCGCCCAACCUCGAAUUAGCGCCCACCUCGAAUAAGCGCCCAUCCUAAAGGCAGAAAAAGUUAAAAAGCGCCCAGCCUCGAAUAAGCGCCCACUCCCUCCUCCUCCCAAUCAAAAUCAAAUAAGCGCUCACCUCCACCACACCCACUUGAGUAAAUAAAUUCCAAUAGGAGACUUCCCCGAGGACGGAGUUUUCUUCAGAGUAUUUUACAGAAACCUUGCUUUGUUACUUCUUGGCGUUUUGUUAUUAGCAUUUGUUGUUUUGUUGCAAAAUAAACAUACUUCACUUGCUGAAAAUGGUGAAAAUUUAAUAAGCGCCCAGCCUCGAAUAAGCGCCCACCUCGAAUAAGCGCCCACUCUCAAGGUCCAAAAAUUUAAUAAGCCCCCAGGGCGGUUAAUCGAAUAAAUACGGUAAGUAAUGAUGAUGGAUAAUAGAACGCACGAGGUCUGUCUUGUUGUGCGAGUCCCGCUCCAUAUUGGUGUCUUGUCUUGUAGUUUUGCAAUAGGAAAAUAGCGCCCACCUGUCCCCGGCCAGUAACAACAGGCACAAGUUGAAUCAACAGAGAAUGAACUACUCUUUCUUAUAGUAAUUUGUUGCCUAAAACAUGUGCCAAAACAGGAUUCACAGUAAGAAGGGCAGUGAUAACGCACUAAUUUCCACAAGAACAUUCUGAGUGAAAAAAAAGGAAGAGACAAUAGAAAAAGGAAAAAAAGAAAGAGGAUUGUUGACCUCGUUUAGAUGACCUUUAUUGAUUUCUUUUGCUUCAAUUAUCCGUUUGCACAUCUCCCAUAAUACACCAUGUUUGCCCCCUAAAAUUUUGCAUAACCUUGGCCUUUAAUUUCUCCUGGGUAUUACAGUCGUUCCAAAAGAAAUUGGAGACAAUCUUUAUGCAAAAUAUUUUAAGGGGCAAAACAAGGUGUACGUGUUGCACGUUUUACCGGCCCAAGGCAAACUUGUUUUACAGCAAGUGACGUGUAUGGCGUCACUUCCGGGUAAUUUUAUUCAAUCAAACAGAAUUGAACGUGGGUGAUAAAACGCACGACAUCGCUUUUCAACUCUUGUUGCGGCAAUGUUUCGAAAUAAGUUGUACGUUUUUGUUGCUUGUUUUAUCGUGGCUUUAGACCUGGUGUCUCUUUCUCGUAAAUACUUCCAUUUAUGGAAGGGAUCGUGUCAUUUCCACUCACGCUAUGCUGGUGUCAGUAACUGACCUAAUAACUUGGUUUUAAUUUCGAAGGAACCUUCUAAUACAUACAACCUUGUUAAAUUUAUUUGUUUAUUAACCAAAUCAGUCAUUACAAUUUAUAUUAUCAGUCAUUAUAAUUUAUAACAUUUUGACUGCAGUUGUACCGUUGUCAAAAAUGGCAUUUACAACCGUCCGACCAAGAAACCGAAGACACGUUUUAAACGACACUUCAGCUAGUAUAACAUUACAAGACGUGAGAAAAGAAAUCACAAAACAUUUUCAACAACUUAUGCCCCUCAAGUACUGUACAUCAAGUGAGAAAGUAUGCCCCGCAGGUCCCCCUGGACUUCCUGGUCCCAGUGGGGCAAAAGGACCCCGUGGUAGGAGGGGACCAAAGGGGAAAAGGGGGCCUCAAGGUCCCAUGGGACCACCUGGAAAAUCCGGAAAAACAGGAAUGAUGGGUCCUGCAGGGCCGAAAGGAGAAAAGGGAGACAAGGGAGAGCCUGGGCCGAAAGGUACGCCGGGACUGCCUGGAAUGCCUGGGAAAUCGAUAUCUGCUCCACAAGUAAUGUUGUCGCCGGCAGAACAGACAAGAGAUGAAGGAACAAAUACGGCUUUUUAUUGCACAAUUGGAGGAAAUCCUCUCCCUGCCGUCGGAUGGCGAUUCAAGGGCAGAAAGCUUCUGUCAGGAGCAAAAUAUAUGAUAAAAGGAGGAGAGUUGAUCGUUAAGAAUCUGAACUACAGCGAUACUGGGCAGUACACAUGUCACGCCAGGAACAUUCUUGGAUCGUCUGAGGCCACUUGUAAUUUAUCUGUUCAAGGUAAGAUCAGAGAAUAAUUGAAACUUCAGGAUUUUUCAUACUCAGCUGCUUAGUGGUGAAUACAUUUAUGCCUAUAAAGGGCACCCGUGUUUGAGACUUUGCUGGCAAAUCUCUUUUUUUCUUUUUUUUUCUCUGUUAUUUGUUUGUUUUCGUUUGCUUUUUUAUUCAAUUUUUGUCUUACUCACAAUUAUUUGUACAAACAAUAAUUAUUAUAUAGCAUUUAGUUUUUAAUAUAACAACGUAAAGGUAACAUAGAAACUCCGUCGUCCAAAAGCUUGCAAUUGCUUUCUAUUCGUCGUUAUAUACAUAUUAUUUGCCGUCUACAUCUUCUGUCAGGUCUUCCAGUCUUCACAAAAGUUCCACCGUCACCCGCUACGCCAGUACAACGCAGUACCUUUCAGGCAGGUUGUCAAGCUGAAGGAUUCCCUCGUCCCGUAAUAAGCUGGAGAAGAGUUGGAAUGCCUUUUCCAAGUAGAAGAACUGAAGUAAACCAUGGUACACUAACCAUUAAGAACUUGAUUCUCGCUGACAGCGGUUUGUACGACUGCAUUGCGACGAACGCGAUGGGAACAAAGAAGACCAGAAUCAACGUGGUAGUGCAAAGAAAACCCGGUAAGCUCCGUGAUAUAUUGAAAGUAGUCUUUCAGCGGGGUUUCAAUACGGCUGUGAUUUUUUUUCUGAUGUUACGCCGUUCCCUGAACUCUUCCGCUGAAACAGCCAAAAACGUCGUGCUCCAUUUUCUUUCCACCCGGAUUUUCCGGAAACGUUUUCUGAACAAUAACAAGCAAGUUUCAGCUAUAAAAAAUUUUAAACGUGGUGUCUGCUGCCGAGCCAUAUCCCUGGGCGUAAUAAUUAAGGCUUAGAUUUUACUUGAAAAGACAAUAUGCUCCAUGUUGACAUUAUUCAUCAGAGCUUUUAGUCUCAAAAAAAUUUUUUUUUGACAUUUGUUCAGAUUUAGACUCCGUAAUAGUGGGAAACAACAGAAAUUACUUGAGGAUUUUAAGAAGCUGGCUGUCCCCUGUGGUACGAAGCGUGAAUUCCGCCUGGAAACGCUGUUGGCGUGCAUCUCUGGACGGCUGGGCUGCAAGUACAUUUCACUCGCGAUGUGAUGGCAAGGGACCAACUGUAACAAUAAUAAGGGUCGGAAGGUAUAUUUUUGGAGGAUACACCAGUGUUUCAUGGGGUAAGUGGACAUUAUGAACAGGGAUAAUUUAACUUUGUUAUAAAGCUAAAAACAAAGUUAUAUAUUAAUCGAUAUUAAGGAGUAUGAAAAUAACGCAGCCUUUGGAUACACUGAUAUGGAAAGAGGAUAACCUGAGAUCAGGCUCAAUUUUCGUUUCGCUUUGUAACAACAUUCCGGCGGCAAGGCGAAACGAAAACAGAGCAGGCCCAAUUUUAGCGGUAGCCGUUAGAGAGAAUGUAUGAGAACCGCUAAAAUUGGGCCUGAUCUAAGGUUGGAAAGAGGAUUAGGGGCAUUGCGAAAUUACCAGAUUCGAACGAACUUUGGAAGGGUGAAAAAUAUAAUUUAAAUGACCGCGAAUUAAAAGGCUCAGCUCUAGAAAAAAAGAAGGGGGGUUCUCAAUCGAAAUGGAGUAGGAGUCGUAAUUGGAGACACAAGCGAUAGGCACCUAUGAUCUAGUAAACAAAAGCCUGCGUAGCUGGCGAUAUUGUGUGGGUGCGAGAUUAAAGUUUUGGCGGCGGAGCCGUGUUCCAAAAAUAGGGAGUAGGGACGAGGCGGUUGAAAUACCGCCAGGCAGAAAACCCCGGUAUUUUGAAUAGUCCGCACACCAGUGUGCGGGGAAACGGAUUGGUCGAGGGCCAUACAUAUGUCAAUCAUGUUAGAUGAGCCUUCGCAUAUAUUUCCCAAUUUAGGGAACAGAUGGCAAACUGAAAAAGACGUACACGUAAAGUGAUUGUGAUUGUGAUUUCCGCUUUAAAAAGAGCAUAAUUGAUGACCAAAUUGGCGAAAUGGCGUCUUUAAACUUCACAGCGCUGGAAUUGUCUUUAUUUAGCCGUAAGAAACAAAGGUCAAAGAAAAUUAAAACACUAUACAACUGCAUCUGAGAUCAAAUCCUAUCAGGAACACCUACCGAAGAAUAAACCACCGGAAAUGGUUACUCAGUAUGCAUGUAACAAACCAGCUUCAUGACCUUUUAAUGUUAAGCCUGGUGUUGCAAAAAAAGAUUUACUCAGUCAAAGUUUAGAAUGAUACAUGCACUGUGUAGUGCUAGUAACCUUCGCGCGAGAGCCGAGGAAAUAAAAAAACCUCUGUUCAAGCAAACUCACAAGGUCACGUUUCACAUUAUCACGAGCUUGGGAGUCGUGUUUAGCCUGUCAACGCUUAUUUCUAAACUUUCUCGCGCGAAAACAAUCGGAAGUUUCAAAUUGCAGGUUUCUCUUUGACUGGCUGAUUUAAAUUGCGAUCAGCUAAGGUGACAAAAGUGGGCGGCAUUCGAAAAAUCAUGGUUCUCUGGCAGGCGGUAUUUCUCGCGGCUUCGCCGCUCGUGACGGCUCCGCCGUCAAAUCUCACCCGACUAUAUUACAACGGCUCCGCCGCCAAAUCUCACUCGACUACUAGUCAAUACCGCCAGCUACGCAGGCUAAGUAAACAACAAAAAUCGAAGCUAUUAGGGUGACGGAUUCAGCUGACUCCUCACUGCGCCUACAAUUUAGAAAAUGUACAUAAAUGUAAAUGGUGGUGAGGAAUUUUCAUCGGUUGUGCGUUUAUUAUUUCUUAUAUUUUGAAAACUGUGAUUGCAGAGUUAAGAGUUGCAUUGUUUUGUUUUGACAAAUAAAAAAAUGUUAACUACAACUCAAACAGGUUUAUUUGAGGAAAGUAAAUAUGUUAAAAAACAUUUAUUUCGUGUGUCACUCUCGGUACAAGUGAGUAUCAGGAUAGGGAUAGCGUCGCUAGUGACAGCUGGUUUUCCAUUUCUUUUCUUUCUGAUAGAGUCCGGCAAUAAGUAUCAGUACGACUCCAAAGCCUUUCUGUUUUCACUGGUGAACAAGCCAGGAUGGGCACCUGUUAAACUGCCUCAAACAGGAAGAUAUAGUUCCAGAAGAACAUAUUCCGUAGGUUUUAUUUCAUCGUAUGGACCUACAUUCGGUGGAGGAAAUGACAUUUAUAUUUCCAACUCCGCGUCAUCCAAUAGCAAUUCAUACAGCAACCUUGGCCAUACUUACAGUCCACCGAGCAGGCACAACUACGGCAGCACCUUCGCCAAAACAUUCCUGGCAGGAACUUACACCUUCACUCCAGACGAAGUAGAAACCUUUUACGAGUCAAACUAA
Molecule: messenger RNA, 28290 nt
Organism: Porites lobata
Lineage: Eukaryota; Metazoa; Cnidaria; Anthozoa; Scleractinia; Poritidae
Source: the annotation of a GenBank genome assembly